Acaulospora morrowiae is the source of this 280-nucleotide messenger RNA. The record is from the annotation of a GenBank genome assembly. Lineage: Eukaryota; Fungi; Glomeromycota; Glomeromycetes; Diversisporales; Acaulosporaceae.
GUUCCCUCAUAAGAAAGACGAGGGAUGGUGGAUUGUUUUCGGUGAUGAUUCCAAAAAUACGUUGUUGGGUAUCAAACGAAUCACCCUAAACAAGGUUUUGAAUGUAAAAUUGGACUUCACGUGUCCACUAGAAGCUGGGGAACACUCGUUAAAACUUUACGUUAUGUCAGACUCAUAUAUGGGAUGCGAUCUAGAAUAUGAUAUUGAAAUUAAUGUAGUGGAAGGUGGUGAUGAUAGUGAUGAUGAGGAAGAAGGGGAGGAAGGUGCACAAAAUGAAUAA